UCAGUUUUGAGCAGAGUCAUCGUUUUAUUUGUUAUCGCUUUCUGGUGUUUUUGGGGCGCUCUAGAAGAAAUAAUGGCAGUCCGGGUGAUAAAUGAUGAGACCCACUUCCAGGCGGAACUUUCGGCAGCUGGAAUAAAGCUCGUUGUGGUUGAUUUCACGGCCACCUGGUGUGGCCCAUGCCAGAGAGUCGCUCCGCUGUUCGAGCAACUGCCCGGCAAGUAUCCCAAAGCUGUCUUCCUCAAGGUGGACGUGGAUAAGUGUGCUGAAACGGCGGCCGCUCAGGGAGUCUCAGCGAUGCCAACGUUUAUCCUGUACCGGAAUCGCCAGAAGAUCGACCGGCUGCAGGGCGCAGACAUGCAGGGGCUGGAGAACAAGAUUCGCCAGCACAUCGGCUCAACGGAAGACGAUAGCGGUGAGGACUAUGGUCAGGGCUUGAUGGAGCUCAACUCUUUCAUCUCGAAGAACGAGUGCGAGUGCCUGAAUGAGUCUGAUGAUCAUCCCUUGGCGCACUGCCUCACGCCCGCCGGUGGCUUCCUGCAGUCCGACGUGGACGAGCAACUGAUCAUCUCCAUCGCCUUCAAUCAGCCCGUGAAGCUACAUUCGCUGAAGCUGAAGGCGCCCGUGGCGCUGGGCCCCAAAACGGUGAAGCUGUUCAUCAAUCAGCCGCGCACGAUGGACUUCGACAUGGCCGAGAGUUGCUCUUCCAUUCAGGAUCUGCAGCUCACUGAGAAGGAUCUCGACGGCACGCCUGUGGCGCUAAGAUUUGUCAAGUUCCAGAACGUUCAGAACAUCCAAUUGUUCGUGAGGGACAAUCAGACUGGCGAUGAUAAGACACAAAUCGACCAUCUGGGCUUCAUUGGCGUGCCAAUCUCCACCACGAAGAUGGAGGACUUCAAGCGCGUGAUUGGGAAGAAGGGCGAAAGUCACUGAAAUAUCUGGGAAUAAAGAAUUAAAGCUUGCGAAAUUGUUCCACAAAGAAAAGUCACUUUGAUCAAAUUGUUUCUUU
Messenger RNA from Phlebotomus argentipes, 1006 nucleotides. RefSeq names its product thioredoxin-like protein 1 (gene Txl). Bases 73 to 930 code for a protein of 285 amino acids. NCBI's taxonomy places the organism in Eukaryota, Metazoa, Arthropoda, Insecta, Diptera, Psychodidae. The transcript is spliced from 2 exons. The record is from RefSeq and is a predicted model, not a curated record.